Messenger RNA from Xyrauchen texanus (razorback sucker), 6534 nucleotides. It is a transcript of the gene slc6a11b, whose product is annotated as solute carrier family 6 member 11b. Lineage: Eukaryota; Metazoa; Chordata; Actinopteri; Cypriniformes; Catostomidae. Gene Ontology annotation, cellular component: membrane. Gene Ontology annotation, biological process: sodium ion transmembrane transport. The record is from RefSeq and is a predicted model, not a curated record. The transcript has 15 exons. Bases 167 to 2020 code for a protein of 617 amino acids.
CUGUCACAGUCAUAACACUGUGACAUCCACCAGGGUUUCUCAGUUUUCCUCUUUUUGUCUUUUUUUUCUGUCAAACAGGCUUAAAUUGAAGCAUCACUUAAAGCAGGUUGUUAUCAGGAGAUCUAAGGAGGUUUACUGUUCCACCAAUACCGGCUGUUAGAACGUCAUGACAGCCGAGAAGACAAUUCCCAUUAUCAAUGGAAAAACAGACGACACGAUGGAUCCCGAGGCAUCGAACACGAAAGCGGUGCACAGCAAUGAUAAGAAAGUGGUGAAUGAGAGGGGGCAGUGGAAUAAUAAGGUUGAGUUUAUGCUAUCAGUGGCUGGAGAGAUUAUCGGACUUGGCAACGUUUGGAGGUUCCCAUAUCUGUGUUACAAAAACGGUGGAGGUGCUUUCUUUGUGCCUUAUGUCAUCUUCUUCAUCUGCUGUGGUAUCCCAGUAUUCUUCCUGGAAACAGCAUUAGGUCAGUUCACUAGUGAGGGGGGCAUAACAUGUUGGCGAAAAGUCUGCCCACUCUUUGAAGGCAUUGGCUAUGCGACCCAAGUCAUUGAAGCCCAUCUUAACGUUUACUAUGUGGUCAUAUUGGCUUGGGCUAUUUUCUACUUGUUCAACUGCUUUACAACAGAGCUGCCCUGGGCUUCAUGCGGCCACUACUGGAACACAGAAAACUGUGUGGACUUUAACAAUGCCAGCAUUGCCAACCUCAGCAACCCAUAUGCCACAUCACCAGUCGUGGAGUUCUGGGAACGCCGUGUUCUGAACAUAUCCUCUGGAAUUGAGGAAAUCGGAAGUCUUCGCUGGGAACUUGCUAUCUGUCUUGCUAUAGCCUGGGUCAUAUGUUAUUUCUGCAUUUGGAAAGGUCCCAAAUCAACUGGAAAGGUGGUAUAUGUCACUGCAACCUUUCCGUAUUUCAUGCUGUUGAUCCUUCUUCUGCGAGGAAUCACGCUGCCUGGUGCUUUUAAUGGAAUUAAGUUCUACCUGUACCCUGACAUCUCUCGCCUGUCUGACCCUCAGGUAUGGGUGGAUGCUGGCACUCAAAUCUUCUUCUCAUAUGCCAUCUGUCUGGGCUGUCUGACUGCGCUCGGCAGCUACAACAGCUAUAAUAACAACUGCUACAAGGACUGCAUCAUACUGUGCUGUCUGAACAGUGGCACAAGUUUUGUGGCAGGAUUUGCCAUCUUUUCUGUGCUGGGUUUCAUGGCAUAUGAACAGAAUGUACCAAUAGAGGCAGUGGCAGAGUCGGGUCCUGGUCUAGCAUUUAUAGCAUACCCUAAGGCUGUGACCAUGAUGCCAUGGUCUCCGGUGUGGGCCUGUCUUUUCUUCUUGAUGCUCAUCUUCCUCGGACUCGACAGUCAGUUUGUGUGUGUGGAGAGUCUUGUGACUGCAAUUGUGGACAUGUAUCCGAAGACCUUCCGCGUGGGCUACCGUAGAGAGCUUCUCAUUCUUGGCAUGUCUGUGGCCUCGUUCUUCCUGGGUCUUAUCAUGUUGACAGAGGGUGGCAUGUAUGUGUUCCAGCUCUUCGACUCGUAUGCAGCCAGUGGCAUGUGUCUGUUAUUUGUGGCCAUCUUUGAGUCCAUCUGUAUUGGCUGGAUCUAUGGUAGCGACAGGUUUUAUUUGAACAUUGAGGAUAUGAUUGGAUUCAAACCCAUCUUCUUCAUCAAAUGGUGCUGGAAGUACUUCACUCCAGGCAUCUGUGCAGGAAUCUUUCUGUUCUUCUUAAUCAAGUACAAGCCUUUGAUGUAUAAUAAUGUGUACACAUAUCCAGACUGGGGUUAUGGGAUUGGUUGGAUGAUGGCCAUGUCUUCUAUGGUGUGCAUUCCUCUGGGAAUCUUAUUUCAGAUCUUGAAAACUAAAGGCACUUUCCGUGAGAGAAUGAAAAAGCUGACCACCCCCAGCUCUGACCUGAGAAUGAGAGGUCAACUUGGAUGCAGGGGUCCCUGCGCUAUCAAUGACGCUAAUGCCAAAAUGAGGGCGGGCGGCAAAAUCUCCACCAUCACAGAGAAAGAAACGCAUUUCUAAACCCAAGACAUGGACAUCACUGACACGAGAGACAGAAAAAUAUGAAAGAAAUAUAUGUUUGCCUUUAUUUUUUAAGAAAGAAUACUAUGAUCACAUUUGUAGUCUUGCUUGUUUGCACAAACAGGUAACACAUCAUAAAUUAACAUCAUGAUUAAAAUAGUUUUGUAUCAGAGUCUAUCUAAAUCCAGAUAAAAUUGUUGUCCUAUCACGUCACUUUUUGUCACGUUAGUCAUUUUAAUUUUUUCUUUCUUUUUUUUUUUUUUUUAAGAAAGAUGCCAAGGAAUAAUGUGCUAUGAAAUGUUGUUACACAUUGACUCUUGGUCUUGGAUUACAUUAGAGUUAUAUUCUAAUUGGUAGGAGAUCUAUUGAGGACCAUUCCAAAUGUUGACUGUGUGUUUAAAGGUUAGGCUUAGUGUUGUUGGAUGUGCUGUGGUUCUCUGUCCUUCAGCUAGUAUUGACUCACAGGGCGAGCAUGACAUAGCAAGCCCAUUCUCCACGGUUUCUUUAGCGGUUCAAAACUUGGCCAUUUCACACCCAUUAAAAUGAGUUUAAUUGAAGGUGACAGACCAAACACAGUUUAUCACUUUUUCUCAUUUCGGCUAAGGGUCCAAAGAGUAAUUCAUACACACUCUUUAAGUUCAUGAACGUUGAGUCUUUAUACUGUGAUUCUUUUGUAGCCUUUAAAGGAAUAGAAAUUCUGGCACCAUUUACUCUCCCUGAUGUUGUUUCAAAUCCUCCAUGAAAAACUAAAUAAGAAUCUCCAAGCUGCUCCUUUUUUAUACAAUGUACUGUAACUACAUUGUGACUAUGGGCUGUAAAGCUCCUUAGAGAAAAAAGAAAACACCAUAAAAUAGACAAUAUGAAUUUUGCACUAUAUACCUUGUAUUUUUAAGCAAUACGAUAGCUUUGUAUCAGGAACAGACAGAAAUUUAAGACUGUAUUCACUAAAAAUAUUUCACUCCAUUGCAGCUUUAGACAAAAAAAAAAAACAGUGCUGUUUGGUUUCAUUGAUGUCAAACCAGUUGCAAAGGCAGAGCUACGGGACAGGCAAAGCAAGCAAUCGCCUGGGGCCCCAAGCUGGGAGGGCCCCCCCGUGGGUGGCAAUUACAGUAGUUCACAGUAAUAACACUUGAAGCCAAUGAAUGGCAAUGCUUAGUAGACUAGAAUGAUAUUUUCGAAAACCCCCCCCUAGGGUUCCCCAUCAUUUUAGAUACAAUCAAAUUUAAGUAAGGGGAUGCUGGCAUCAUGAAGAGGAUGUCCGACGUAACAAUCCGGGAGUCAGAGGCCGCACAAUUCACAAUGGAUAGGCUAUUGUUUACAUUUACAGCAUGUUAUACUCCAUACAAUUCUUAUUUAAUCUCGUCAAAAUAUAGCUACAUCAUUAGAAAGGUGUAAUCUCCAGCUUUGAAAUUUCGCCACUGUUUUAUGAUAGAAAUGUUACUUUGAGCGUAAUUCCUUAAUCAGUACACAUCUGACAUGCAAAAUCAAAAUGCCCAUUAAAGUGAUCUCACCCCUUUUUGUCAUUGCAAGGCCAUUAGAAGUUGUAGUCCAAAUAUGUAUGCAUUUAGAGACAAUUUUAUGGAUUCAAAUUUUUACUUCAAAUUGCUUUAGAAAAGAUUGGAUUGCCAUUCAGGGGCAGAUUCACUAAGAAUGAAUUGCGCCCUGUUUUUCACACACUGUCGGCACUGGUUUAGCGGCCUAUUUACUAAUUAAAUUAAGCAGAUAAGGCAAUGGCACAAACUUGCAGACAAAAUCACUGCUGAAUGCAAUUUGCACAAGUAAAAGGAUGCCGCAGACCACCAUAUUUGACACACCCUGCUGGGACUGUACAGCAUCACUGUGAUCCAUCCACCUAAAUCAUCUCAUAAAGGGCCUGCUUUUUUAUUUGCCUAGCGCCCCAGAGUCCCUAGAAUCGCCUCUGGAGGAAACGUUAAUGGAAUAGAUUCCGUAAAGGAUAGAUUUUGUAUGGAAAGAUUGAUUACAAGUAGUGGAAAUAUAUUUGAAGGACCCUAGCAAUCCAACAGCCUUAAGUACCUCCAUUAAGUUGCGCUGGAUCUGGAAUGUAGUAUCACAGUUAUGAACAAUUUAGUGUUAAGUGUAGUAUUCUCAGGAUGCACUGUGAGCCCUUUGCACAUGAAUGCAAUCUUUGGACUGGUCUGUUCCAUCGUGACAUCAUCAGUUUGUGCAAGUAAACCUGUUUGUGAUUUAAUGACCAAUUAACCUUUCAAACAUAUGUAUAUUUUUUACAUUGCUUUAGGUUUUUGUGUACUAUUUCUUGAUGACAAAAAAAAAAACGUGUUUCUCUGAAGACUUUUUAUAUGUCUUUCAACAAUGUGAUGUAGAUGUAUGUAAAAGCAGUAAAAGAUGUAUGAUGGAAUUGAUGUGCUGUUUACUAGGGCUGGGCGAUACAUCAAAUACACACGAUAUAAUCACGAUGAUUUUGCUGCUGAUGUAAAUUCAACAAUAGCGUUAAUAUCACAAUGAUUUUAAUUUGUUUUUGUUUUUUUGCCCAUUAAGUUUCAUAGAGUGCAAUGGUAGACUAAUGUCACGAUCCUUCAGGGCUCUAUGACUAAUCAAAAUAACAUAAAAAUGGAGAUAUGAUCAUAUGUAAUUAUUUAACUUCCAAAGGAUGUGAUUAAAGACAGAUAAACAUGGUCUGUGUGCGCUUUAGAAUGAACCGGCGACACACUGAUCUCUGUGUAUGCUAGGGCGUGUGUGUUUUUAUCGCAAUUCAACUGCAAGUACAGCCGGUUCAAGCGUACGCGCCAUUCCAAACAUUAGUAACCGCUAUUAAUUUAUUAUACAAAUCUACAACCGCGGAACAGUAAAGGAGUGUUUAACAACGGUUCACAAGUUGCGAAACUCAUAACUUUGCCCUUUCCCUUUCAUAAUAAAAGCUCCUGGUGAAGGUGAAACCAACAUGACUGCAUGCAGAGUCAAAAUAAAAACCCCAGUUUAGGGUGAUGUAAAUAGGACAGAAAUAUAUAAAUUUAUCUUUAAUAAAUCUUAUCCUGAAAAUAAUAAUAAUAACAAUUCAGUAUUAUUUCAUAAUAAUAAACAUGGGUUCCACAAUAAUCAUUUAGAAUGCUACUAUGCAAUAUUCAUCUGGUUACCAAAAAAGAUUAGUGUAGUAGAUUUUGCACACCUUGUUUAUUCACAAAGAUACAUUUUUAUUAAACUUACAAUCAUAUAUGGAUGUUAAAGGUGCAGUAUUAUAGAUUCAGAAACCCUUGUUAUUAAUGACACUUGUGGCCUUUAAGUGAACUGCAGCCAUCUACCUGUUGCCAGUGCUUGUGCACAUCUACCUGUUGCCAGAGUUUAACACACUCCAUAGGGACACGAGCAUGCAUUGACCAAAACAAUGACGUGACGUAUAAAAAGACUGAGCGUGAUUCACCGGCAUCAUGCUGAAAUAUGAGGUAGCAUAAUUAAAAUUACAUAGUUAUGAUUGUUUUACUACAAACUUUGAGACUGUAUAUUAUAUUUGACUCUCCAGUGCUGGAACAGGGCUGAAACAAAGUGUGGAUAUAGGUCUGACUAUGCGAGACUGUAAUUUGAAGUAAUACAUUUACUUUGCAUGAUACAUUGACUCCAUUUAUACGAUAGCCUAUGUCGGCAUUAGCUAGCUAGCCAGCUUUAUCAAUAGCUGUUAGCUAAAUGUGGUGUAUAAUGAGAGUAGCUGUUUAUAAAAUAUAUUGAUGUCAUUCCAUCACAACUGUCAUUUUGAUCUAUUGAUGCACUAUUGUUUUAUAAUAAUAUAAUGUAUAUAUUUUCUGUAUAACAAAGUUACGUUACACUAAUGAAUGGGUCUUUUUGCAUUAUCUUGAACAUUGUCUAGCAUUCAUUUCAUGUGUUCUUGUAGUUUAGCUAAAAUGACACAGAUCAAUGCUUUGCAGUUAUGUAAGCUUACCUGUCCAAUAAGAAGAAUGCAAUUCAAGGUCGGUUUUGAUCCCUAAAACCGAACAAAGGUCCAAUCAGGAAUGAAAUGCUCUGCUGAUGUUCACUCUAGUUUUCACUCAACAUGAAAAUCAGUCUACAGGCUUUAAUAGCCAACCUAGGAAGUCUGGGACGGGCAAUUUUUUUUAAGUUGCGUUGCAAGCCAUUCAUACAUUAUCAAAAAAAUAGCAAAUAUUACAUGAAAAUUGUUAGAUAUUGCACCUUUAAAUAUAAGUAUAAAUGUGCAAAUCAAUGAAAAUGAUUACAUUUUACUUUCCCUUGUGUUCCUUUAUUGAAAAACUGUGGGGAAAAUGCCUUAAUCACUUUUAAACAGAUUUUUAUUUAAUGCCUUUAAAAUAUUAAUUCUACAUUGCUACAUUGGCUGUUUGGAAUAAAUGAUGUUUCCUCUGAUAAAAAAAUGUAAAUAUAAAUACUUUUAUGCUAUUUCAGAUCAAAAACACAAUAAUUGAGAUAUCAAAUAUAGUCAAUUUGCAGAAAAAUAUUGAGAAAUAAAUUCUGGAGCCAUAUCGCCCAGCCCUACUCUUUACACAGAUUUUGUUAUUCACUGGACAUGAAUU